This is a messenger RNA of Pneumocystis jirovecii RU7, 798 nucleotides long. Its product is annotated as 50S ribosomal protein L4. Gene Ontology annotation, molecular function: structural constituent of ribosome. The record is from RefSeq and is a predicted model, not a curated record. Gene Ontology annotation, biological process: translation. The coding region runs from base 1 to 798 and encodes 265 amino acids. Lineage: Eukaryota; Fungi; Ascomycota; Pneumocystomycetes; Pneumocystales; Pneumocystaceae. The transcript has 4 exons. Gene Ontology annotation, cellular component: ribosome.
AUGGCAAAAUUAUGGAAUAUAAUAUAUAUACUAAAUAAAAGAUUGUGUAAAGGAGUAUUUAAACCUUUUGUUCAAAGAAUAAAUAUUAGAUUAUAUUCAGUACAAACUACAUUAAUACCUUUAUCUCAUACAAAAUACGAUGCUUUUUCUCAAGUUUUUACAACUCUUUACUCUUUUCCUAAUAUGAAACCUGUACGCUUUCAAAUGUUCCCUGCAAACUUUCUCAAUCUUCCUCUUAGAAAAGAUAUUCUUCAUCGUGCAGUAGUCUAUGAAGCAGAUAAUUUAAGACAAGGAACUGCAUGCAAAAAAAAUAGGGCAGAUGUUCGUGGCUCAAAUCGAAAGAUUCGUCCACAAAAAGGCACAGGUCGUGCUCGUCUUGGAGAUAUUCGAUCCCCAACUAUAAGAGGAGGUGGUCUUGCACAUGCACCUAAACCUCGUGAUUUUUCUACAAAACUUCCACGUAAAAUCUAUUAUUUAGCUAUGCGAACAGCAUUAUCUGCUAGAUACAGAAGAGGACAAAUCAUUGUUAUUAAUCAUACAUUUGAAUUGCCAACACAUAAAACAAAAGCUAUGGUAAACGUGAUAAAGACAUAUGGCUGGGAUUAUGAUGGUGGUGGGACAGUCUUUAUCAUGUAUGCUCGUAGAGAAAACUUUAUAUACUCUACUGCAAAUCUUGGAAAGCAUUGUAUUGUUCGAAAUGUUAAGGAAGUUUCUGUUAAAGAUCUUUUAAUGAAAGAAAGAAUUAUUAUUGAACGUAAAGCACUUGAAUGGCUUGAGGAAAAAACAAGAAUAGAAUAA